Molecule: messenger RNA, 690 nt
Organism: Paramuricea clavata
Lineage: Eukaryota; Metazoa; Cnidaria; Anthozoa; Malacalcyonacea; Plexauridae
Source: the annotation of a GenBank genome assembly
AUGCUACUUCCAUGUGACUACUUGUCUACCGCAUUGGCCGUGACAGCGCCUAGACAACUUCGCGACCAGGAUCGUUUAUCUACCCGUUAUAAUACAUGUAUUGAUGACAGUUCAUCAGAUGACGAGGAAGAGUACACUUCAGUUUCACAUCGCAUGCCAUUAACCGUCGACUCGAAGCACGAUUUAUCCGAUGGAGAACAAUCGCUGGAGCUACAAGUGCAGGUCGGGGACAACGUAGCAGACGAGUUACAGCUGGAUAAUCAGAGUGGUAAUAUCCUACCCACUGAAGACGAACCUGAGGAACCUUUCGAGAUACAAGGAGAAACAACUGAAGAAAUUUCGGAACAGCAGGAUGAACAUGUGCCUGUACCUAAUGGGAGGCAGGAAGCCCUUCCGCCUACUAAUAGACCUCCACCAAGAAACCGACAAGUUCCACAACGACUCACCUACUACGCUCCAGGACAUUCGGCCUGUUGUUAUUGUGCAGUAGUGAUUCUGCCAUUCAACCAUCGAACGCCCAAAUUCCCUUACCUUCCACUAGAGACACAACCUUACCGCCAAACUCUGCUGCAACCCUGCAAAGUCCCACAACCUUUUCAAAUGCCAGUACCUUUCCAAGUACCACCACCUUUCCAAAUACCACCACCUUUCCAAGUACCACCACCUUUCCAAAUACCACCAACGUAUUAG